UGAAAAAUCAAAAUCAAAAUGGAAGAGGAAGGCUACCCAGAGGGCCGGCCAGGCCACACAUUCCACCAUCACCCAUCAAUCAAUCCAUCAUAAUAACCAUAAUAAUAAAACCGGAACUCUUCACGGCGCCUCAUCCUCCGUCACCGUUGCCGCCGCUUCUCCUCUUCUGCUGCCGCUGCCUCCGGCUGCACCCUCUUCAUUAAACCUAGUCUCAUUGCAGUUGCAUAAUUUCUAGUGUUUUGCUGCAAUAAAUAAAAUUAGAUUUACCGGUGAAGAACAAACAUGCUUCCUUCAACAACCAUGAACAUUCUUAAAAUUCAUGGUUGUUAUCGUCCCCAACCGAAAGUUUCUCAAUAUUCUCAUAACUCCAGACUCUGCAAUGCCUCAUCAGCCUCAAUACUUUCUCACCCCCAAUUUCCCAUUUCUAAAACCGAUUCAAAGCUAAAAAGGAUUCGGGUUUCGGAAAUUGGAGCUCCGUUAUGGACAUGGAAAGACGAUGAAGAAGAAAACACGCGUUCUUCUGAUGACUUGACGAUGAACGGAGAUGUUUAUCAGAAGACGUUGAGGUUGGUUGAAUGUUCUAUGUUUGCUGCUCUUGGUGGAUUAACAUAUAUUUUAAGCAGCUCUCUUGCGAUUGAGAACUACUUUGGUUGUUUCUUUGCCUUGCCCAUAGUGUUCUCGUCAAUGAGAUGGGAUAUUGUUGCUGGCCGAAAGACUAUGGUGGCAACCGCUACGCUUUUGCUUGUCUUGGCUGGCCCGAUAAAAGCCAUAACUUACCUGCUAAUGCAUGGUUUUCUUGGUCUUGCCAUGGGCUCUUUGUGGAGGUCAAAAGCAAGUUGGGGUGUUUCUGUGCUUGUGAGCGCACUUGUUCGAGCCGCAGGUGCAAUGUGCUAUGUUGUGAUGUACUCAUUUUUAAUCAGAGAGAACAUCCUUGCUUUGAUUACCAUAAACAUUCAUGCCUCAGUCACAUUUAUCCUAUCAUCCUUUGGCUUCUUGGUAAUUCCAUCCAUGAAUAUAAUAUACGCCAUUUUUGGGACAGUGCUUUUACUUAAUUGCAGUUUCUUUGUGUUCCUGCUACAUCUUCUGUAUGCCCUCUUCUUUACAAGGCUUGGAAUGAAGGCUUCCUUGAGAUUACCGAAAUGGUUCGCUAAAGCCAUUUGACCGAUUACACACCCGACAUUGGUUUUCAUUCAAUUUUUAUCUGUACUUGAGUGAAGACCCAGAACCAGAACCAAAUCAUCGAGUUUAAGAGCCAACUCAUCGGUUUUUGGGGAAGUAUAGGUUACAUUAUGUAGUUAUAAAAGAAGAUUCAUUUAGAGGUGUCAACAUGGGUUAGUUGGAUAACGGGUCAAAACAGUUUCAGGUUGAAACAACUCAAUCAUUUGUAAUUGAAUUCUUUAAAUGAUCUGAUCUAAUCUUAAACAAUAAAUUUCAGAUGGUAUUUGGUUGUA
Messenger RNA from Helianthus annuus (common sunflower), 1451 nucleotides. RefSeq lists its product as uncharacterized. The transcript is spliced from 8 exons. The record is from RefSeq and is a predicted model, not a curated record. Lineage: Eukaryota; Viridiplantae; Streptophyta; Magnoliopsida; Asterales; Asteraceae. Bases 283 to 1161 code for a protein of 292 amino acids.